Lytechinus pictus (painted urchin) is the source of this 6055-nucleotide messenger RNA. RefSeq names its product flavin-containing monooxygenase 5-like. The record is from RefSeq and is a predicted model, not a curated record. Gene Ontology annotation, molecular function: N,N-dimethylaniline monooxygenase activity; NADP binding; flavin adenine dinucleotide binding. The transcript has 7 exons. Bases 241 to 1869 code for a protein of 542 amino acids. Lineage: Eukaryota; Metazoa; Echinodermata; Echinoidea; Temnopleuroida; Toxopneustidae.
AAGGAGAUUCAAAGCAAGCGAGAGGAGACAGAGAGGAUGUUUUCAAAUCAGUAGUUAAUGUUAUCAACCUACAUUGCCCUUCACGAAGCUGGUUGAUGUGUUUCAGAGGGUUUCAUUCUAAUGAGUAUAAUGGAAUAACUGUGCUGAAGCUAUAUAGGCGACUUGGUCUUCCUUUAGUUAUGUUUUAAUGGAAUUAAGGUGCACUAAUCAGAGUUGGUGUCCGCAAAACUGGUGAGCGAAAUGACUGGUAGGAUAGCGGUGAUUGGUGCAGGAGCUUCGGGGCUGGCCGCCAUUAAAACAUGUCUUGAAGAAGAAUUCCAACCUGUUUGCUACGAACGAUCGGCGCACUUGGGUGGCUUAUGGUAUUAUUCAGAUGAUGAUCCUCGUUCUGAUCCUCGUGGACCUGGUGCUGUCUACCAUGGUCUCCAUACCAAUAUCUCCAAGGCGUUAAUGGCGUACUCAGACUUUCCUUUCGCAAAGGAUCUACCCCCUUUCCCGAAGGGGGCCGAUGUCUAUAAGUACUACCAGCGGUAUGCCGAACACUUCAGACUCCUCAAGCAUAUCAAUUUCAAUGUGGAAGUCGUGUCGAUCGACAAGGACCCCGAUUACGAAAGCACUGGGCGAUGGAAGGUGACAGUCCGCCCAAUCUCGGGCGAGAUAAGGAGUGAGGUCUUCGAUGCUGUGAUUGUGUGUACUGGUCUUUAUCCCAGUGGGCACCUGCCAGACUAUCCUGGGUUAGAUUCUUUCAAAGGACAGAUCAUGCAUAGCUGUCAGUUCAAAAGAGGGGCUUACUUCACAGGCAAGAGGAUUCUGGUUGUAGGUUCAAGUAUUUCUGGAGGAGAUGUUUCCAACUUACUCAGUCACCACGCUGACCAGGUAUUCCUGAGCUUGCGGCACGGAGCAUGGUGUCUCCCGCGAUUCUUUUACAACAAGCAGUCCGUAGUCGAUUUCUUCAGUCAAAGAUGGAAAACCUGGAUACCGCCAAGGCUGCUUAUGAACUGGCUUGUGAACAAGCUGAACUACGACAUGGAUGGGAAGAUACUGGGCUUGCAGCAUUCAAAGGGUCCAUUCAACAUCCAUUGCAUGGUGAACGAGGGUAUACCUACUAGCAUCAUGGAAGGUAGAAUAAGAAUCAGAAGUGGAAUUGACAGAUUUGAAGGCUCCAGUGUCCAUUUUGUAGAUGGUUCGAUGAUUGAAGACAUUGACUUUGUUAUCUUUGCCACAGGCUAUGAGCUCAAGUUCCCUUUCUUCAAGAAAGACAUAAUUCCGGACGGAUACGAUAAGAUAGAGCUGUACCGAUACAUGUUUCCUCUUCGGCUUCGGCAUCCAACCCUCUCCUUUGUUGGGAUGUGCCUCCCAUUUACAAUCGGUUUUAAUUCGUUCGGCGAGAUGCAGACAAGGUACAUCACCAAGGUCUUCAAAGGAGAAGUCAAGCUACCUAACUUUAAAGAAAUGCAACAGGAGAUCAUGACUACAAAGUUUCUCAAUUACAGGCAAUUCGAAAAUCACUUCCCAUUCUCGGUCAAUCCAGUUGCCUACCUUGAUCAGCUUGCCAAAGCAAUCGGUGCGCUACCAAGUUUGACAAAGCUUAUCUUUACCGAUCCUGUACUCGCUUACCACUUCUACUUCGGGGUCGCCUAUCCACCUUGCCAUAGGUUGGUAGGCCCAGGCGCCACUCCUGGGGCGAGACAGGCUCUUAUCGACUGCAAGGAGAACCAGGUACAUGGUAUUACACUGACAACAGUGCGUAAGGAUGCGAAAGAUUGUCUGCGAGCCUAUGAAGAUUACCAAAGAUCCUUCGUCACGAUCUACGUCACAAUGGCUAUCGGUGUCAUUUUAUCUCUUAUUGUCUACAUGAUCAUUUUCUAGACUUUCUCAUGUGAAAUUUCUGUUUAGACGUUUGUAUAAGACUAAUGAAAAGAGCACAUUCGGAGGCUUUGUCAUUCCGAUGAAUGAAUAAGUGGUAGCCACUCGACGAGCAUGUGGAAUUAGCAUUGUUUGAUAUGGUUCAAUCAAGUUGGUCCUUAUUGUCGAAUCUGAAAAAAGAAAAUGAAAUAUUGUAUAUAAAAAUUAAAAACAAAAGAAAUAGUGAGCGAGAGACAUCAUUGACUGUACUGUCUCAUUUGCAUGUCACUGAGUUGUGCAUAUCACUGUUUGUAAAAGAAAAAAGAUAAGUGAACUUUAAAAUGUCAUAACUUUCUUAUUUUACAUCCAAUUUUGAUGAAAUUUUCAGUGCUAUGCUUGUUUGAUUUUGUUCUAUUCAAAUUAACAUUUUUCUGGGGUGGACUUGACCUUUAAUUAAAGAGGUAUGGAUAUUCUACAAGUAAGAUUGCCAAUUGUUUUCUUGCUUCCAAAAACAACUCGCAUCCACCAUUUUGAUUAAACCAAUUAAGGACUUAGCUAAACGAUCGAGAGUUGAAGUUUUAGACAUCCUUUACCUCUUAAAAGUGUUGUGUUUCAAUAUUUUACAGGAAAAAUGUGUCAUAUACAUGAAUAUACGUUUUUGAUAUUGUUUUCAUAUUACUUUUAUUAUGUCACUUCCGAUUUUGCUAUUUUUAUCCCUUAAUUGUCAUUUUAUUGAUGUAUUGUUGUGUGAUUGUGAAGACUUUCUUUUAACUUGCUCUUUUAUCAGGUUUACUGUGCUUAUGUUGUAUUAUCCACAUUUCGGUUUUUUUACGUAUUUUUAUUCAAACACUCAGAUAUUAACAAAAGUGAUGUGACGAAUAUUACUGAUUUGUUUAAUUCGAUCUAAUUCGGCCAUUUCACUGCGAAUAUUAUCUUGUAGGCAUACAUUCCAUUAUUCUCAAUUGUUUAGAACAUUGCUGAUCCGACAGUGAUGUCAACCUUUGAAAGUUGAUAAUCUAAUUUGGAUUAACUCAAACUUAAUCGCGCUUUAAAUUUUGUUACAUGUACAUAUACGCAAUAUUAUACGUAUGCAUAGCUUUAAAUUUUGUUACAUGUACAUAUACGCCAUAUAUACGUAUGCAUAGCUUAAGUUUUCUCUUGCAUGCUUAUUGCAGUUCGGUAUUUAGUCACAUAUACUAGGGUAUGGUGAGUGAUUGUAUCAAUAAUGAACAUGACGAAUUAAGUUUCUGUGUCAUAACCCACCAUCCAACAAUCUCGAGUCUCGGCGGUCACUCCCAAUUGGACAAUGGACAGCAUCCGCGAGGGAAAAAAAUAGGUGUCAACUAUGGUGUCAACGUGAGGAACGCGAAUACUUCUCCUCAUUGGCCAACUCCUCAAUAUAGAUCAUUCCAGAUUUGAGCUCCGAACACUUCUCCAUGCUGUCUCUCCAAACUUCCACUGUCAUGUACUGGACUAUCAGACCAUUGCAAACUGCUCUCUAAAUACAACCUGCCUUCUCAUGUUCUCUCUCAUCUCUCAUCAAUGAGCCAUUUACAUACUCCAGCUGGAAAUCUACCUGCAAAAGAGCUAUUCUGGAUGCUCAUGAUGGAGGCACGGAAUUGCAUCAACCGAAUGUCUUCCAUCUUCCUCUGGAGAACCCUUGUAAUGCUUCCCAGGACAAAUCUCUUGUACCCAUCUCCACUUCCUCCACACCUUCCUGCUGCCGUAAUUCUCCGGGCCCAACUUCUCACAUCUACCUAUCCUACUCAGCAACGUUUGGUUUCCAUCGGCAAAAGCACAAAUCCCAGAUGCAAGCUAUGCGCCAUUGAGGAUGAAGACUCUCUUCGUCUCAUUGCCUCUUCCUUGCCAUGGAGGUAUCUGUGUUAGCUCCAUGCUAUUGCCCUGUCUUUUUGGAGCAUCGCCUCAUUCCUAUCCGUUUUUCUGAAAACCUUAACCCUCCUGACCAUAUCAUAGCAGAUCUAAAGGAUGAUGACCCUCUGAUCUUUUCAACCUCCAUCCUCUUCCCCUCUCAGUCAUUACCCUCUUCUUCCUCGUCCUCUCUGUGUUGUCUAUGCUCGAGAUAUAUUCUUAAAAUUCACCUUGUUCGACAGCAUCGACUGGAAAGGCCCACCUAAAAGCUUCACAUUUUCAACCAACUUCGGCUGUAAAAAAACGCGGCAGUGAGAAAAAGGCCCCUUAGCAUUCUUAGUCACCGUGACGAUGACCACAAAUGUCAUUUUCAAAUCUGAGAAAAUCCAGAGAACCUCUGUCUCGAGAGCAAGGCCGUACGCAGAAAAUUUUCGCUGGGGGUGCAGCACGUGUAAACUUUUUCGAAAAAAAAAUUAAAAGCGAGGGAGCGAAGCGACCGAGCUUGUCAUAUGGGCGUUUUUGCAUUUUUUCAAGUAAAAUUGAAGGUUUUGGUGCAUACUUUUGGUGAAUUUGGUGGAAAUUUUCAGUUAAAAAAAUGUGAGUUUUCAAAAUUUUGGGGGUAGGGGGGGGGGGGGCAACUGCAAGAUGUUGGGUCAACUUUUAGCCAUUCUUAAAAAAUAUAUAUUUUUUUUUAAAUUCACAUACAUUUGCAGUGUUUCUAAAAGUAAUGAAAAUCAACAUAUCAUUAUACCCCAACAUGGAAAUGUAAAAUCACAUUUAAGAAAAAAAAAAUCCAUUGGGUUAAAAUAAAAUCUAUAACUUUUUUUAUUUUUUGACGUAACCCCUUUUGGAAAUACAAUAUUUGAGCUCCUGGUAAUGCUGUUAUUUUCUAAUGUCGGAACGCGAUACCAGACACACACAAUAACGCACACUCACACACACACUAAAAAAUGCGGGCAUAUAAGGGGAUAGAUUCAGUUUAUUUCCAAAGGGGUUAGGUUGAAAAUAUUUAAAUUUUUUAAUGAAAUGUGAAAAAGUACAGACCAGUUCAUUUUUUUUUCUAAAUGUAAUUUUGCAGUCUCAUGAUGGGGGUAUUGUGUUAUGUUAAGUUUAUUACAAUUAAAAACACUGCAAUAUACAGUAGGUGGAUUAAAAAACCUUAAUUUUCUCAGAAUGGCUAAAAUUGGACGUAACCCCUUUUGGAAAUUAACUCCCCACAUUUCCCGAGUUGUGACUAUCGCCAAUCAGUUGCGCACUUUGCCAUAUUUUUAGGGGCACAUCAUGGCGGAUGAGUAUUUGUCGCUAGGCGAGAGAGCAAAAUAUCUUUGGCCUUAAUUGACAAUCCAAUUUCAUAAAAGGUUUUGGCAUAAUGUUAAAUCAUAAUAUGUUGCUCUUGACCCUUCAUCACUUUCUUUUUCACCUUCUUUUUAUUUCUUGGUCGCAUUUUUUUUUUGUUGGGGGGGGGUUCAGUGCUUCCAAGCCCCCCCCCCCCCCCCCAUCUUUACGCCAAUUUCACAGGUACAAUAAUACUCAGGGUGGUCGCGAAAAAGAUUCCGUCUUAUAAGUAAGUCUUUAAGUGGAAUUUCACCCUGAUUUUAAAUUUAUUUAAUAAUAGAAGAAAAAGUGAACCAAAUAUGGUCACCAUAAUGAUAAAUUUCCCUCUAAGAAUAAAUGAGUUACGAUGAUUUACUUUUGUGACGUCACAUACGAGAAGCUCAUUUGCCGUGUGAUGUAAAUGAAGAAAAAUGUAAUUUUCUCAAAACAUUGCACAUGUUCAAAGUGAUUUUAUUCAUUCGGUGGAUAUUAUCAUCGAACAUGUCAUUUCUUACCCGUUUCUAUUCAAAUAAACACAAAUUAUUAAUCACGUUCAAUUAAAAGAGUAUGAUAUUUUUUUCAUUUCCAAGGGGAUCCACACUUUACAAGCUUUGCUUUUUAGUGGACCCCCAUCAUUUCCAUUUAUGCUCAGUAUUAUACUGGUUUUUUUUUUUUUUUUUUUUUUACGAAGUAAGAAUGCUCGUCUGUAAAGUUGUAUUUGAUUUGAAUUACUUUAUAUUACUUUGUAUUAUGUUUUGAAUGGAAAUGAAAUAAAGAAUUGAAUAAAUUGAAUAAAAAAGUAUAGUAUAAUACAAAAUAAUAUCAUGCACCAUUAUUAUGGAGAGCUGCUCCCAUGACAUCAUGAAUUAAAUAUUUCCUCCAUUUUUGUUUUACUUUUGUCAAAAUUAACUUAUGCAGUUUCACGUCGUCAUUCUUUUCGUUAACACCAACUAUAAUUUUGUCACACGAUUAUUGACAUUUAUUUUGCUGUUCAUUAAAAAAAUGAAUGAUUAUCUCACCAUUGUAA